This is a messenger RNA of Pseudozyma hubeiensis SY62, 876 nucleotides long. RefSeq lists its product as hypothetical. The record is from RefSeq and is a predicted model, not a curated record. Gene Ontology annotation, molecular function: protein binding. The transcript has 3 exons. NCBI's taxonomy places the organism in Eukaryota, Fungi, Basidiomycota, Ustilaginomycetes, Ustilaginales, Ustilaginaceae. Bases 1 to 876 code for a protein of 291 amino acids.
AUGCAGAGGACAAGCCCACAGCGCCGCACCCGUGCUGGCUUUCUUCCACUUGCUGAGGAUGCAGGUGGGCUUGCCUUGUCGUCGAGAAGGGGCCAGCAUGAUCCACCGAAACACCAUCGUGGAAGGAAGGACCCGUUGACGUUUCGAUAUUUACGGGAUUCGGAGUGGAAGCUUUGGUACACGCGAGGAACAGCGAAUGAAGUGCAGCUGACCCGGAAUGUGAAUUUUCAGAUCGACACCAAGCUUGUGCCUCUGCCGUCGUCUUCAACUCGAGCCUCGAAGGUGACAAGGAUCACGGUCAUGACGGGCGAGUUUGUGACGUCUACAAGUGAUGACGCAGCCUCGGGCGGUCCGUCCGACUCGCACUUGAGGUCGGGCAUGACGAUAGACGAGCAGCUGAUCAAGGCCGAGCAGCUCAAGUCGCUUGGCAACAAGGCAUACGAGCAAGACGUUUUGACAGAAGCGCUCAAACAAUGGCAUCAUUCCUUGCUCUACUGUGCUGGAAUCAACUCAUUCGCUUCUCUAUAUGGUGCCCGCUCUACGGACGUCGAAAACGAGCGCGCUGCGGCAAUCGCGGGCGCCGUCUACAAUAACAUGGCUGCGUGUUACCUCCGUCAAUCCAAAUGGGAGAAGGCUGUCUACGCAGCUUCCAAGGCGUUAUCGCUCGUACCCGAUAAUCUCAAAGCGCUGUACCGAAGAGGCGAAGCGUAUCUUGAGCUCGGUCGCAAUCAACUUGCAGCCAGAGAUAUUGAUACGGCCCUCGACUUGAGGCCACAAGACCCAGUCAUUCGGAAGCUAGGCGAGCGCUUGGUACAAGCUUUCGAGGACGAGGAGAUGCACCGACAGCUCGACACAGCGCGAGACACCUCCGCAUGA